CGCCAAGCCUGUGCGCCAUUUUGCUGUUGAAGCUGAAUUAGCGUGUCGUUGAAAUUUAUAAUCUAAUUAUAGUGGAAAAAAAAACUUUUCACUCCAAAAUGAGUUACGGAAGACCGCCGCCACGAAUCGAUGGCAUGGUUUCCCUAAAAGUAGAUAAUUUAACAUAUCGUACAACCCCGGAAGAUUUACGUCGAGUUUUCGAAAGGUGUGGUGAAGUAGGAGAUAUUUAUAUUCCUAGAGAUAGAUUCACCAGGGAGAGUAGAGGAUUUGCUUUCGUAAGGUUUUAUGACAAAAGGGACGCCGAAGAUGCAUUAGAUGCUAUGGAUGGAAGAAUGUUAGAUGGAAGGGAACUUAGAGUUCAAAUGGCCAGAUACGGUAGGCCCACUUCCCCUCAUCGAAGAUUCAGGGGACGUAGGAGGUCUCGUGGACGAAGAAGUCGUUCCAGGUCACGUGGACGCCGUUCUGUCAGUCGGAGUCGCUCUAGGUCCGAUAGUAAAAGUUCAAGAGGAAGAUCUCGAUCUAGGUCCAGAGAUAAUGAUAGGAGGCCAGCAGCUAGCAAAUCGAGGUCACGCUCCAGGUCUUAGAUUGACGCUGACGAUUUAAUGGCAGUAUGCUGUUUAAAUCAGGUAUAUUAUUUAGAUUUAAAAUAAAACACCCCAAGUUUCGGUGGUACAAAAUUACUACUUAUUUUGAUAUUAUCUGCUGAAACUUUUGGAAAUUCAUUUGUAACCUAUGACUGUAACCUAGAAUCUGUUUCAUUGUGUAUUUAUUUCUUAAAGUUGAAGCAUUUUCUUCUGAUUUCUUUGGAAUUUGGGUUCCACUUCCUAAGCCACCUUUUAGGUAACAUUCUCCAUUUAGAACAUUUAAUUGACUGACAUUUAAGUAUUGUGAAAAAUGUAUAUUAUUUGAUUCCAUAAAUCUUCCUUUCGA
Harmonia axyridis is the source of this 930-nucleotide messenger RNA. It is a transcript of the gene SC35, whose product is annotated as serine/arginine-rich splicing factor 2. Gene Ontology annotation, molecular function: RNA binding. The record is from RefSeq and is a predicted model, not a curated record. The transcript has 4 exons. The coding region runs from base 99 to 584 and encodes 161 amino acids. Lineage: Eukaryota; Metazoa; Arthropoda; Insecta; Coleoptera; Coccinellidae.